Molecule: messenger RNA, 3387 nt
Organism: Trematomus bernacchii (emerald rockcod)
Lineage: Eukaryota; Metazoa; Chordata; Actinopteri; Perciformes; Nototheniidae
Product: glucagon-like peptide 2 receptor
Exons: 13
Coding region: 410-2020 (536 amino acids)
Biological process (GO): cell surface receptor signaling pathway; adenylate cyclase-modulating G protein-coupled receptor signaling pathway
Cellular component (GO): plasma membrane
Molecular function (GO): peptide hormone binding; glucagon receptor activity
Source: RefSeq, a predicted model, not a curated record
CUCCUUCAUAGGAGAAGAGGUCUUCAGGGAAAGGGGGACUAGGACUUCUUCACCUACUGUGGAAUAACCUACCAAAAAAUAACAAUCAUAAGGAAGAAACUUUUUGGAAAAGUAUAGAAAGAACCAUCAAUAAGCUUUGGAAAACAUUGAGACGAAAUUGUGGAAUACCAACUACAACAAGCAUCACAUUCUGGAGAAGAAGAAUUUCUGUCCUUGCCAAAUUCGUCCAACAAAUUCUGAAUAUUCUGCAGCUACCUGGUGUCGCGAGGCAAAUAGAGCCGAGCUGAGUGGACUUAGUGAGGGAUAAGAGUAGGAUGAGUGAGAGGCCUUGCAAGGGUAUGGGGGAGGUAUGAGGAGGCAAACCAAGUGAGGAACCAGAAACCUGCUUUCAAUGUGAACCCCCAGCACCAUGCUCCUGCCAACCUGGCACAAGAGGACCCGGACCACAGCAAGACACACCCUCCUGCUCACAUUAUUCUUUGUUUUCUUCAUCCACCAGGUAACAGGUUCAGUGCUUGAGAGUCUGAUAGCCCAACGGAAUGAAUACUGGGAGAACUGCAACAGAACUCUUACAACAAGCGCACCCUCAGAAGCUGGAAUCUACUGUAAAGGAACGUUUGACACUUUUGUGUGUUGGCCCCACUCUUCUCCGGGGAAUGUGUCGGUCCCCUGUCCUUCUUACUUACCAUGGAUCAACGAGGACACCUCAAGGAGGGCAUACCGAGAAUGUUUGGAAAAUGGGAGAUGGCGACGGAGGGAGAAUUCCUCCGAGCCCUGGAGGGAUGAGUCAAAUUGUAAGGACGACAUAUACUUCAAAGACAAGGAGGAAGAAAUGGUUCGGCAGACAGCCCUCAGGCUCAUCUCUGUGAUUGGCUACUCCCUGUCCCUGUCCUCUCUCACCCUGGCGACUCUCCUGAUGGGCGUGCUGAGGAAGCUCCACUGUACCAGGAACUACAUUCACAUGAAUCUGUUUGUGUCAUUCAUCCUGAGAGCCAUGGCCGUCAUCUCUAAGGAAAUCACAUUAUACAUCAUGUAUUCCAAGCUACCCAAGGACGACCCCGGGUGGAACUCCUACUCAAGCUCUGCGAUAGCGUUGAUGUGUAAGUUCUCCAAAGUGUGCAUGGAAUACUUUGUGGCCUGUAACUACUUCUGGCUGCUGGUGGAGGCCGUUUUCCUCCACACACUCCUCUUUACAGCUGUACUGACCAAGAGACGUCUCUUGAAGAAAUACAUGCUGCUAGGAUGGGGAACACCUAUUUUGUUCGUAACACCAUGGACCGUUAUCAAGAUUAUUUAUGAAAACACAGAAUGCUGGUCAAUUGUGAACAGAUGGUUCUGGUGGAUAAUAAAGGGACCAAUUACAUUAUCAGUACUGGUAAUCUUUUUCAUAUUCAUCAAGAUUCUGAUGCUGCUGCUGUCCAAGCUGAAAGCAGAUCAGGUGAAAUUUACAGACUACAGAUACAGCUUGGUCAGAGCAACACUGGUACUUAUUCCUCUGCUGGGGAUCCAUGAGGUGGUCUUCACUGUGCUGAUAGACGAAUGUGUUGAGGGCAGCAGUCGUUACGCCAGGAACUUCAUCAACCUCAUCCUCAGCUCCUUUCAGGGUUUUCUGGUUGCUGUGCUGUACUGUUUUGCUAAUGGAGAGGUCCAAGCUGAACUGAAGAAGCGCUGGCAGCUUUUCCUUUUCACCAACCACUUCCAGGUCAGGAGCUGUUUCCAGAGUGUGCCACUUAAGCACCUGUGGAAAUGCACUCGAGGGCGCCGCCCACAGGGCUCGCGACAGAGCGACUCCUACGACGACGGCGGCACCUCCACAACCCAUCCACACAUGCUCCAGGUGGCUGUGAAAGGAAGAGGUGGGAGGCAUGGACCUGGAGAGGUUCACGGUCAGGGGCUGAUGGGCUGUGACGCAACAGGACUGGACUUUCUGACCCUCACCAGGAAAAGCCUGUCCAGUAGUGAAGGAGAGAUGACGCAUGGGGAGACCAUGGAGGAGAUUCUGGAGGAAAGUGAGUUCUGAUCCACUUUAGUGUGUUGGUUUACACAUGACAUGGACAGGUUACGGAUAAACACCUGAUAAACAGUGAGAAAAAAGUAUUUUAAAAAAAUCUUCCAAAACUACCCCCCAAAGCCUGAGGCUUAUUAUUUUAUGUGUCAGUUUGUUUGUUGUAAUUUGAUUUAUUGCAACUUAGAUCAAAUUAAGUGCUUGUUUCUAUACGCCUAACAUAAACCAAGUAGGGUCUUUUAGGCAUGUCCUUUAGAUUCAAUCUGUGUUCAAAUGUAGACCUUCAAUAAUUCUUUACAUUACAUAACAUGUAUAUAUUCCAAAUAAAAUUGCCCCUUAUAAUCGACACAAAGAGUCGUGUUGGUUUCACCAGAAAGUCCUUGUUAAAUAGGUGGUGAUUUAGUGCAUGGUUACUACUAAUGCAAUCCUUUGACAUGUUAUUGGAUUGAACCAUUGUAUUUAUCAUUUCAUCUGAGGGUCAUCUCCUGGCUUACUCAUUAGCUUAUGGGACAUAUCACAUUAGCAUUGUAGUUAUUUGAGAAAUGCAUUGUACCAUCAUCAACUUAAACAAAAAAAAUGUCAACAGAGGAGGGUUAGGGUAAAUUAAAUGGAUGAUGCCAAACUGGUAAAAAGCUCUGAUACCUUUGUCCAUUUUGGACUCUGCGGUUGUGUUAAAGUUCAGCAUUUUUUGGGACAUUUGCAUCAGUCCGAGGCACAAAUGUUUGUUUCAAAGUGUAUCAAUUUUAUACAAAACAUUAUAUCUCCUCAGCAAAUUCACUGAUUAAUUUGACUGUUCAUUUGACUGUUUUAUCAUAAUCUGCCACUAGUAAUAAAUGAGUUGGUCUCUGUGAAAAUACUGAAGUUGCCAUGAGCAGUUUACUUUGCACGCUAUACUUAAAGGCCCUAUAAAGUGAUAUUAAGACUUUCUUUAUGUAUUUCCUGUUUUGAACAUGACUUAAGAAUCAAUUUUGAGCAUAAGUGUUUGAUUUAGGACGGGCAGGAAGAUUAGAAAUAUUGUGAUUGUUGAAGAAUUUGUGAUUACUUUAUAAAUGGGAUUGUUAGUUAGGUACGCCCACUACCUGUGAAUGCCUUAUUUGUACAUACAGUAAACCUCAUAUACAAAAGCAGUGUUAAGCAAUUUUUACACAGAUUUGUGUUUUAAUGAUCAGGUUAUCUCUUACUAUGUCAGGUCAUUUAUAAAUAUCCAUAUGACACAACGUCUGGAAUGAAAUGUGCAUAUAAAUACAAUGUAUUUGUUGUCUGAAUGUGAAUAAUGCAGAUAAUGCUCUAUGUGCAGCACGUUUUACAGUUUUCUAUUCUUAUGAAGCUUAAAAUGUAUUAAAGGAAUGUAUGUACACAAAUUAAACAACAGUUAAAUGUUA